UUCUCGUCCAACUCUAUCCACGCGCUAUGCAACACCCAUGAGCUAACGGAGGGAGCAUCCUGUGACGACUCCAGUUCGACCUUUUCAACCUCCUUUAUCCUGAAUCAUGACAGUGGAUGGGUAGUAGGGCCCAAAAAUCGGCUCUUAUUCUGGGUACCCCCCGCUUCUCGACAUGGAAUUUACAACUCUGCAACUACAUUGGUGAUACCCAGAGGAGGUCCUGAGCUUGAUUUGAGCUGUAUGGAACACGGACAACACUGGCAAAAGUGUCGAGAGGAGUGA
Molecule: messenger RNA, 282 nt
Organism: Suillus discolor
Lineage: Eukaryota; Fungi; Basidiomycota; Agaricomycetes; Boletales; Suillaceae
Exons: 1
Source: RefSeq, a predicted model, not a curated record